Molecule: messenger RNA, 4615 nt
Organism: Perca flavescens (yellow perch)
Lineage: Eukaryota; Metazoa; Chordata; Actinopteri; Perciformes; Percidae
Gene: ripk2
Product: receptor-interacting serine-threonine kinase 2
Exons: 11
Coding region: 344-2137 (597 amino acids)
Biological process (GO): positive regulation of canonical NF-kappaB signal transduction; regulation of apoptotic process; protein phosphorylation
Molecular function (GO): ATP binding; JUN kinase kinase kinase activity
Source: RefSeq, a predicted model, not a curated record
AGCAGCCUUAAAUGGCAGUGGCGAUCAGCAGCUCGCUGUUGUCGUUCCUCUUUGACUAUUUGCCUGUGACAGCUGGUUAGAGGUAGUCUGACAGCAUAACGUGAAUACACGGGGAAGUGAAAGCGCAUGCAUUUAAUUCUAGUCGUUGGGUGCUCGGCGUUUUUUUUUAUCAGCAAACCAUUUAUCGGUUGCUCUUUUUCAGCUGUCCUCCUCCAUUACAUUGACGUUAACGUUAGCUUAGUUUGCUAGCAGUCAGCGACAUUAUGGCAUGCGUAUAAAUGGAAGAGCUCUUCCUCGUUGGGUUUACCAUAAGGGGCAGUUCUGUUUUAAGUAGCUGACUUGGAUGAUAAAUCCUCAGAGACUUCCCGUAAAAGCCUCACAAACUGCUAUGGAGCCACACGCGGCUAUAGGGUGUGUGAACAUUUGCAGUCUGACCAGCACCUUGCCUGUGAUCCCCUACCAGAAGCUGACAGACCUGUACUACCUGAGCAGAGGGGGCUUCGGCACCGUGUUCAAAGCGCAGCACUCCGACUGGAGGACCACUGUGGCCAUCAAGUGUCUGAAACUCGAUUGUCCUGUUGGAGAAAGAGAGAGGAACUGCCUGCUGAAGGAGGCCGAGGUGCUCCACAAAGCCAGGUUCAACUACAUCAUCCAGAUCUUCGGCAUCUGCAACGAGCCUGAGUUUUUCUGUAUUGUCACCGAGUUCAUGAGCAAUGGCUCUCUGGACCUGUUGCUCCACGAGAAGGACAUGUACCCAAGACUCGCCUGGCCUUUGCGACUGAGGAUCCUGUAUGAGAUUGCCCUUGGGGUUAACUUCCUUCACAACAUGAACCCACCCCUCUUACAUCACGACCUAAAGACACAGAACAUACUGUUGGAUUGUGAAUUUCAUGUUAAGAUCGCUGACUUUGGCCUUUCAAAGUGGCGACAGCUGUCUGUCAGUAAAGGCUCGGGGUCCAAGCCCACAGAGAUGGGGGGCACAGUGAUCUACAUGCCCCCUGAGAGGUACGAACCUUCCAAGAGCCGUCGGGCAGAUGUGAAACACGACAUGUACAGCUAUGCCAUCAUUAUGUGGGAAGUGCUGUCCAGGCAGAUUCCAUUUGAAGAGGUGACCAACCCAAUGCAGAUCAUGUUCAGUGUGCUACGUGGGUUGCGUCCUGACACAAGUCUGGGCAGUCUGCAUGCUGACAUCCCCAGUAGAGAAACCCUCAUCAGUUUAAUGACCUGCGGUUGGAGCGCUAACCCCGAUGAACGACCUUCCUUCCUCAAGUGUUUGAUUGAGCUGGAGCCCAUGGUGAGGAAUUUUGACGAAAUCGACUUACUGGAGGCAGUGUUGGAGAUCAAGAAGUCAAAGUUGAAGCAAGGAUCGGCCUGUUGUUCAGCCCAGUCAGUGAGUGAGAAGAGAAGCGAGGAAGGAUCCCUGAACAUGCUGAAGGACAGGCUCAGCCCCUGGCCGGAGAGCUCCACCUCAGGCUCAGGCUCAGGCUCUUGUUCCUCCCAGGACACGGACAUAUCUCUACCAGGCGCCCUCACCAGCAGCAAUGCUGCACCUUCUAAAGAGGGACAUCUGUCGUCGUAUUCUCAUACUCUAGAGCGUCCUGAGUCUUUGAUAGACAACUGCACAGUCAACAAUCUGAAUGGCUACCAGAGUGCCAGGCCCCUUAACUAUUUGAACAUACCCAUCAAACCAGGCCUGCCUGUCACUGAAUAUGAGACACAGCUGGAUAACCUCACCCUCAAGCCUCAGCAACAAGCAGAUAACUCUCUUCUGUUGCGGCAUUCCCCUCCCUCACAAGGCCCAAUUGCCCAGUGGAUCGCGACACGGCGUGAGGAUAUUGUCUCCCAGAUGACAGAGGCCUGUCUGAACCAAAGCUUGGAUGCCCUGCUGGCCCAAACCAUGCUUAUGCGGGAGGAUUACGAGCUGGUGAAGACCCAGCCGACGCGCACCGCUAAGGUCCGCCAGCUCCUGGACAACUGUCACCGACGCAACGAAGCCUUCUGCCGCAUUGUCGUCCGCAAGCUGUGUGACAACAAGCAAAUGGGCCUGCAGCCAUUCCCAUCUGAAAUUGGCUCCCCUACUCUCGUCCCCAACGCGCCGCCUCUGUCCAUGUCCUGCAAUAUCCCCAGGAACAAGUAGCAGCAGUCACAGCCAAUCCAUGAAAACAAUCCAGAUUAUUAACUGUGCCAACUUUACACUACAACUCCUACCUGUUCUUUUUGUCGUCAAGAUGGUCACUGUGGUUUCUGUCAGUCUUUCCCUCAAAGAGAAGGAGGAACUGAGGGCUGCGUGAGCAAAAAGAGUCACAGGUACAAAACUAAGCUUUUGGCUUUGAAGAAUAUCCACUCACGAGAGACAAAGAGGUUUUAUUCUGUAUAAUCAGAAUCAAAAGUUUGAAAGAAUCAAUGAUUUUAUUUAACAAUGUCAAGGAUUUAUUGAUUUAUUUAUUCUGAGUGGAUGUAUCGCAGAGUUUCUCUCCUUUGUCUCCGUUACGUGGGUGUGUGUGGGUGUGUGUGUCUGUGGUUGGGUGGGAGUGUGUGUGUGGAUGUGUGGCCAUUUUUGUCAAAUGCAAACAUCCCCAAUACACUCAGUUGAUCUGAGUAAGUGAUAUUAGGACUGUUAACAAGCUGGAAAACCUACAGCAAAAAUAAGGUUAAUUCCCAUUAAAGCAAUCUUGGUCAAAUGUUGGUUUACCGCCUGAGAAAGUGAGCGAGCAUGUGGCCCUCUGUGUCUUUGUAUUAAAGCGAAGUAUGUGGUCUUUUAGUGUUGAAAUGAGUUGUGAUUUUGAUAGACUGUGACCGCGUGGGAAGUUUUUGUCCCUGCCCCGGGCUCUUUUUCCUCCCCCCUCCUUUUCUUUUUACUGCUGAACUAAAGAGAGUCGCUGGGAUGUUGAGUAAAGACGAAGUUGAGGUUGUAAGAUAUCACUCAGAAUGAGAGGGAUGCGUGUCUGUCUGCAUGUCUUUGUCUAGAUUAAAAGUGGACCAAAGUGAUCUGAUUUCUUUUGGUCUUCUCAGUAGUGGCCUCACCUCUCAGUAUUUUUAAUAGUGUUGUUUUAAUAGAGACACUUCAGACUCAUCUGGAUACUUCCAGAGCUGCAGUUUAUCGAUGGGUUUCACAUUUUUGAUCCUGUUGAGCUGCUCUGCAGGAGAAAUGCAACACAUGAACAGAUAAGAUCAAACAGGCUUUGCUUGUAGCAACCUUUUAGUUUACCUGCUUUAUAAAGUGCACUCUAAGCAGCCAAUGCUCAGUUUAUCACUCUCUAGACUCGUACAUUUUCUACUGUAGCUGUGCUUCCUAAUCUGCUCAAAAGGACAGUAACACCUGUUUAUAAAAUCAUUUUCACUCUGUUUCUCAUAUACAGAGAUCAGAGACCUUUAGAAAGGCUUAAUGCAAGAAAAUACACAUUUUCACAUUAAGACCGUAGCACCAGAUUGUUUGUAUAAGUAAUACUGAGUAAUACAGUUUUUGAAUUACUUCAUGCAUUGUAAACAAAUUAUUUCUGUUUCCAUGACACAGGUGUUACUUCCAGUCCUCCUUAUAGCCAUGUUUGUAUAUGUGUGUGUAAUAGGACUGCAACUAACGAUUACUUUGACAAGUAUUUUCUUGAUCAGUCAUUUGGUCUGUAAAAUGGUAGGAAAUGCAUUUCACUGUUUCCCAAGCCCAAGGUGACAUCUUCAAAUUUUGUCCAAAACCCAAAGAUAUGUAGUUUACUGUCAUAGAAGACUAUUCACUUAUAAAUUGCUGGAACCAGUCAAUCUUUGGUAUUUUUGCUUAAAAAUAACUUAAUUGAUUUAAAAAAAAAAAAUUGUUGAAGAUUAAUUUUCAUAUUAAUUAACAAAUCGAUUCAUCAACUGAUCGUUUCAGCUCUAGUGUGUAUGUUGUAUGCAGGUAUACAUCCCAUUAAGGGCCUUCGUCACUGCCUUUACUUCCUGGGUAGCAGUAGUUAAAUAGGUACAGUAGUGUAGCUGUGUCAUUUACUGUCAUUACAUCCACAAAUUCCCCACACAGUAACCUUUGUAUUGUUCCCCAUCGUUGGGUCAUUUUCAGUUGAAUAAAGAACUUUAAAAAACACUGUGGGAAAUGAGCCACAGCAGGUGAUUCUUAGUAAGACACAAUAAAUCGUACACAAUUAUAUCAUGUCAUUUAAAUGACAACAGGAAGGCCAAGCAAGGUCGAUAUGUUUUCAUAAUGUUGCCUUGUCUUUGAUAACUGUGCCUCAUAUUCUGCUUUUGGUCUCAACUAUAGAAAUGUGCAAAAGCGUUUAACACAUAUCAAGAAACGAUGAGUAAAAAUGCUACAAAUUUGAUAGCUUAAAUAUGUUGUAACAUAUUUUGUACUGUAGAUGAUAGUUUCAUCUUUUUUAUAUAUAUUUUCAUUUGUGAUCUCUUGGUAAAAACUCAUGCAUUGUUUUUGUUAAGUGAUGAUUUGAUAUUCGUAGAAUCACCUUCUUCAAAAUACCGGCCUCAUUUGGUACCAUGUCAUUAUCAGUGUCAUAAUGUGUUACAGAACCAUAGACGUACAGAACGUUCCGUUGAUAUGUAGCUGUGGUUUCAAAAGAAACUAAAUUUUUCAUAUAUUGUAUCAAACUCUUCAUUAAAAUGGGUUCUCGGUUCUAAC